AUGGGUGGUGAUGGUAGCUCUGGCUGGGGUGGUGACGGGAGCAACCAAGGAGGCCAGUACGGGGGCGGUGGUUACGGGGGUGGCCAAGGUGGCUCCUGGGGUGGUGGCAGCAAGGACAACAAUCAAUAUUCCUCCUGGGAAGCCGCGCCUACCACUGUCCAACCCCAGAGCUGCCCUCCUCAGAGUUGCCCAGCCCAGACUUGCCCGCCCGCCAUGACCAGUACAAAGACCGAGACGUCCACCGUGACGGCCGUCUCCCCUUGUAUGGGAAGCACCGUGACCGCCUACGUGACUCAAUGGAUGAAUGCUCCACCCGGGUGUUGGUGCGGUGCUGGCAGUCCACCUCCUGAGGCUACUGGAUGGGGAUGGGGGGCGAUGGGCGACGCUGCCGUGUUCACCUCCAGCAACCCGUCAUUUACGCCCGGCCUUUCGUCGAUCCCAGCCUCUGAAGCCGUCAAGACCGGUGUGACUGUCGCGGGUGGUCCACCAGCUGCGGCCCCGACAGCUGCUGUCUCUCCUGGCGGCUUCUUUGGAGGCUCAUCGAGCUCUGCAGUGACGACAUCUGCCAGAAGCUUCGAGCUCGACUGCCAGUACAAGCUCGUCGGCGGCGGCAGCACCUUUAUCGACGACCUCAGCCUCAACAACAACAACAACUUCAAAAACUUCCACCACAUCAAAAUCCUUGCCUUCAUCAUCCUCAUCAACGACAACCUUGUCUUCAAGUGA
Molecule: messenger RNA, 726 nt
Organism: Fonsecaea pedrosoi CBS 271.37
Lineage: Eukaryota; Fungi; Ascomycota; Eurotiomycetes; Chaetothyriales; Herpotrichiellaceae
Exons: 4
Coding region: 1-726 (241 amino acids)
Source: RefSeq, a predicted model, not a curated record